This is a messenger RNA of Bombina bombina (fire-bellied toad), 3756 nucleotides long. It is a transcript of the gene MISP3, whose product is annotated as MISP family member 3. Lineage: Eukaryota; Metazoa; Chordata; Amphibia; Anura; Bombinatoridae. The transcript has 5 exons. The record is from RefSeq and is a predicted model, not a curated record. Bases 536 to 3340 code for a protein of 934 amino acids.
GUCUGUCAAGAAAUCCACUGUCUUACACAGACGCUGUCUGUUGGAAGUCCUCACAGCCCCUGCAUCGCGACAUCACCUGUGGUAAACUACUAUCUACUGUUUUACACAGACGCUGUCUGUUGGAAGCCCUCACAGCCUCUACACAGCUAUACCACUGUUUUACACAGACACUGUUUAUUGGAAGCCCUCACAGCCUCUGCAUCGCUAUAUCAAUUGUAGGAAACUACUAUUUAGACGCUGUCUGUUUUAAAUAUUGCAACUAACACAGACGCUGUCUGUUGGAAUUGCAGCACUCAGUUACAGGCGCUAUCUGUUUGAACUAUCAUUAAUCGUUACUCACCAAUCCCAAGAUUUGGAUUGUGAGCUGAAUCAGCUGUAUUCUUUUCCUCCUAUAAACUCUUUGGAGUGAAUUACAACACCUACGUUCUCCAUCUAACCUUUGUUAGCGGUUGGGAUUGAUAUAACUGCAUACCCUCCCAAAAGGACUAUUUUGGCUCAUGUUUCAUUAAGAUUUGUUUUUCCUAAUAAACCCAUCAUGGCCUCAGAGUUAUCACAUUUGGACACUUGCACUGCAGUCAGUGAAGGUCAGUCUCUUUCCUCUGCUCAGGGAUUAAACACCAUGACUGACACCCUUAAGCAGACAGAGGGCGCCCCAACAGGCACUGAGACCUCCAAUUAUGAACCUCUCACCAGCUUGUCACCAGGGAAUAAGGAGGAAGCAGGGGUGCCUUUAAUUACUGUAACAGCAGAAGAAGGAGCAGGUAGGGAGAGGCAGAAGGCAAGUGAUGAGAAGGGAUGCACUGAGGGAGAAGAGGCAGGAGGAGAAGCAUUUAAAGAGAGACAAGGGACAGAAGAGAAAGGGGUAUAUAGUGACCAACAGACAGAAGGUGAGAAAGAGACCGCUAUAGAAUCAAAGCAGGCAGAGGAAAUACUGAAAUACCAUACAGAGGAACACAAGGAAGGAAAACAGUCAGAUAUACAGGGUCAGGGAGAAGAUGUCUGUAUUGAAAAACAGGGAACAGCAGGGGAGGUUGGGCAUACUGAGGGGCAGAGGGCAGCUGAGGAGCAUGGGCAUAUUGGGGGGCAGGGAACAGUAGGGGAAGUUGGGCAUACUGAGGGGCAGAGGGCAGCUGAGGAGCAUGGGUAUAUUGGGGGGCAGGGAAUAGUAGGGGAGAUUGGGGAGGAGUUUAGGAAUGUUGAGAGACAGGGAGCAGAAGAUAAAGUAUCUAGAGAUAAUCAGGAGACCGAAGAGGCAGUACAGAUGGCAACAGAUGGAGAGCAAGAGGAGAUAGCACAGUGUGGGGGAGAUGAAAGGGCACAGGAGAUAGUUGAGGAUGUUAUAGACCUAGUAGAGCCUGAUACAGUAAUGAAGGUGUCACCCAGAGAGGAGCAAACAAAAGGAGAGUCAGAGACAGACAGUGCUGAGAGGAGAGAAGCAGCAUGUCAUGUAUCAAGUGAGACAGAGGAACAGGUGAUAGAAAGAGAGCAUGGACAGGUGACCACAGAAACAGCAGAUAAAGAUGCAAAGGUGACAGAUGUGCUAGUGCCAGAUACACAAGCACAACUAUCAGGAAGAGGUGCAGAUGUACAGGAGUCAGCUGACCUUAUAGAUUUAAAGGAACAUGUGACUGAUACCCAAAUAAUUGUGGAGAGAACAGAUGUAAAAGGGACAGGCGAAGGCGCAGAGGAAGAAGUGUCAGGACAGGGGAUACUUGUAGAUGUGCAGGUGACAGAUAGAGAGGAAAGGCCUGGUGUACAAAGGACAGAUUUAGAGAAAGCUCCAGGGGCUGCAGUAACAGCAGAGGGCACAAAUGCUAAUGUGCAGGUGCUAAGAGAGGCUGUUAGUGCAGAUGAAGAAUCAACAGGAGAGAUUAUUGGUACAAGUGUAGAGGUAUGUGCUGAGGGAACAGGUGCACUUGUGACAGGUGCUGAUUCCUCAAGUGAGGAGACAGAAAAACCAGCCUUAGGAGAGUUGGAGCAUAGAAAUGCACAGGCAGCAGGUGCGGCAGGAACAAAAGGUGUCAUAGACAGUGAAGGGAAGGGAGAAGCAGCAGCUAAAGUGGGGUUAGUCAGAGAGGCGAGUGCCUCAGGUGAGGAAACAGAAAGGAAAGUGACACCUGAUCCUGCUACGGUCUCUGUUAGGGAGGGGACAGCUGAGCCAGACUGCCCAGCGGCAUGCUGGGAGAAGGAGUGUCAGCACUUUAUGUGUAAUGAUAGGGAGGCGAGGGCAGAUACAGCUGAGCAGACACAGCAAGUGACAGUCACUGGGCAGGACCUCAGUAACAGCACAUCUGAAAUGAGAGACAGGGACAGCAUGGUAGAGGGGGAGACCCCUGUGUCCGAGACUCCCAUAGAAAAGGAGAUCCGGCUGAUUAUGGAGAGGGAGCAGGUCCUACGACAAGAAAGGGGCAUCAGCAUUCCUGUGGGGCAGCAGGAGUUUGUGGAGCUGCGCAGGAAAACUAUAACUGGGGAACAGGCUGCACCUGCGUCCAAGGAGAGGCAGCUGGCAGGAGCACAGAUGCAAAGAGAAAUCCAGCAGGAGACCCGCAGGGAGCAAGACCUUGUACAGUUGGGCCAAGUGAUGGGCACCUAUGACCGUGGGCAGCAACAAGAGCUGCAAGAGAAGAAGAUGAUGUUUGAAAGCUUUGCAACAGUGACCUCAGAUUCUCCCUCCAAAAAAAGACAAAGUGCACCUCUACAAGCUGAGACUGUUGUCGAUGGAGUACACACAACUUCUAACUCCAUGAACUCUGCCGUCCCCAAUCACGUGGCUCCUUUAGUGCCUAGCUCUGGGGGGAAAAAAGGCCCCUCAUAUGCUGAAGCCAAUGGAAGCAAUGUCAUCCUUAUAGAGCACAGUUCCUUGAUACGAAGAUCAGCCCCAGAUGACUCCUCGGUUCCUGCACCUGAAACAAAUCCUCAGUACACUUAUGCGAACCCGCCUCCGGCAGCAGAUGACUCUCCUAGCAAUUCCCCCGGGAGUCCCUUUCUACGUUUGCGCUCACCCAGUCCCCGCUCUCUGUUAGAGAGAGAGAUUGAGGAAGUAAAUGAGAGAGAGAAGGAGUUGAGAAAACAAAGAAGUAGUCUGUAUGGUAAAGAGAAUGGGCUCCAAGAGGUCACUCAGAAAGAACCAGAGAAAAAAUGGGAUGUACUGAGUGGAACCUAUCAGCCAGAACGUCCCAGUUGGAGGAGACUAGAAGUGAACUGGCCGCCUAACCGAGAGGUCACUGCAAAUGAUCAGCAACAAGAGCAGGGAAAGGACAGUCCUCGCACCCGACGCCAGCGGAGCGCUCUCAUACAAAGCUGGGAAUCUGGCACCCCCAGUCCACGCGAUGAGGAAUAGCAAGUGAACUUGUGUGGCAAUACUUCUGCUCUCAGUAUUGGAUGAUAUAUUUCUUCUUCAGAAACUCAGGAUAAGACUGCCCAUUCCUGUCUGCCUUUUCGCAAAAUGAUUGCUGCAAAAUGCCGUCUUCACAUGACUUUAUAAAGACACUUCAGGCCUGUCCUACGUUUCGUGUUACAUGAUCAGUAUCUAAUCUGCCAAUCAACCUUUUGUAAUCUAUAUAAAAUAUAAUUUAUAUUAAAUUGUGGAAAAUCUCUUUUGAGUCCAAAUGUAGAUUUAUAACUUUAGAAGUACAACAGCAGAGUAGGUUCAAGAGAAUAAUACAGUGAUGUAUCUUGUAAUAGAGCUGUCUUAGGUACAGGAGAGUUGUACAUUAAUGGAAUUGCAUAAUAAACAAGCGCAUAAGAUAAAGACAA